CAGGCCCGGACGGUCUGAGAAUGCUGCGGCUGCAGGCGGACACAAGUCGCCCGAAGGUGACAGGCAGGGCCGAAGCCGCCACGGCCGCAGCCAUCUUCCCUCAACCUUCACCGGAAGCGGAAGCGCUGCGAACCUGGUGCGUCGACGCACCGGUUCCGGCGGGGAACUUCUCCCCGCGCGGCGCCCGGACCUUGGCGGCUCCGGGCACGGGCCGGGCCGCGGCGAUGGCCUCGGAGACGGUGGAGAGUUUCGUGACAAAGCAGUUGGACCUGCUGGAGCUCGAGAGAGAAGCGGAGGUCGAGGAGCGCAGGGCCUGGCAGGAAGGGGUCUCUCUGAAAGAGCUCCAGAGCCGAGGCGUCUGUCUGCUGAAGCUGCAGCUGUCCAGCCAGCGGACCGGGCUGUACGGGCAGCUCCUGGCGACCUUGGAGCCCCGGAGGGGCACGUCCACCUGCGUGCUUCCCAGCAGCAGCCUUUCCUCCGGCGAUAUCGUGGGUCUGUACGGUGAAGGCGGUCAGCUGGCCACCGGCGUCCUGACCCGGAUCACCCAGAAGUCGGUCACGGUGGCCUUUGACCAGUCCAGUGAUUUCCAGUUGAGCUCAGACCAUGAGACCUCAUACCGGCUGCUGAAGCUCGCCAAUGAUGUCACCUACAAGCGAAUGAAAGCAGCGCUGAUCGCGCUGAGGAAGCACCGGGCCGGCCCCGCGUCUGCGCUCAUCGAGGUCCUCUUCGGCGACGCCGCCCCCAGCCCCGCCAUGAGCAUAGAGGCGCCGGCCUUCUUCAACACCUCCCUGGACGCCUCCCAGCAGGAGGCGGUCUCGUUCGCGCUGUCGCAGAGGGAACUUGCCAUCAUCCACGGGCCCCCCGGCACUGGGAAGACCACCACCGUGGUGGAGAUCGUCCUCCAGGCCGUGAAGCAGGGCCUCAAGGUCCUGUGCUGCGCGCCCUCCAACGUGGCCGUGGACAACCUGGUGGAGGCCCUGGCCCGGUGCGGGCGGCGGGUGCUGCGCCUCGGGCACCCGGCCCGGCUCCUGGAGUCCAUCCAGCAGCACUGCCUGGACGCGGCGCUGGCCCGCGGCGACGGCGCCCAGAUCGUGGCGGACAUCAGACGGGACAUCGACCAGGUCUCUGUGAAGAUGAAGAAGACCCAGGACAAGAGAGAGAGAAGCAGCCUCCGGAGCGAAGCCCAGCUGCUGAGGAAGGAGCUGAGGGGGCGGGAGGAGGCCGCCACGCUGCAGAGCCUGCGGGCGGCGGACGUGAUCCUGGCCACGAACACGGGCGCGUCCCCCGACGGCCCCCUGAAGCUGCUGCCCGAGGACUACUUCGACCUGGUGGUCAUCGACGAGUGCGCCCAGGCCCUGGAGGCCGGCUGCUGGGUGCCCCUGCUGAGGGCCGGCAAGUGCGUCCUCGCCGGCGACCACAAGCAGCUGCCCCCCACCGUCGUCUCUCCCAGGGCCGCGCAGGAGGGCCUGUCGCUGAGCCUGAUGGAGCGCCUGGCUGGGCGGUGCGGCGCCGACGUGCUGCGGACGCUGACGGUGCAGUACCGCAUGCACCGGGCCAUCGCGCAGUGGGCCUCCGAGGCCCUGUACGAGGGGCGGCUCACGGCCCACCCGUCCGUGGCCGAGCGCCUCCUGCGGGACCUCCCGGGGGUGGUGGCCACCGAGGAGACGGGCCUCCCCCUGCUGCUGGUGGACACGGCCGGCUGCGGGCUGUCCGAGCUGGAGCAGGAGGACGACCAGUCCCGAGGCAACCCCGGUGAGGUGCGCCUGGUCAGUCUGCACAUCCAGGCCCUGGUGGACGCUGGCGUCCGGGCGAGUGACAUUGGGGUCAUCACGCCGUACAACCUGCAGGUGGACCUGCUCCGGCAGAGCCUCUCGCACAGGCACCCUGAGCUGGAGAUCAAGUCCGUGGAUGGCUUCCAAGGCCGCGAGAAGGAGGCCGUGGUCCUGUCCUUGGUCAGGUCCAACCGGAAGGGUGAUGUGGGCUUCCUGGCCGAGGACCGGAGGAUCAACGUCGCCGUCACCCGCGCCCGGCGCCACGUUGCCGUCGUCUGCGACUCGCGCACCGUCAGCAGCCACGCCUUCCUGAAGGCCCUGGUGGACCACUUCGCCGCGCACGGCGAGGUGCGCUCCGCCUUCGAGUACCUGGACGACAUCGUCCCCGAGAACUACUCCCACGAGGGUUCGCAGGGCCCGGCGGGCUUGAAGCCCCAGGGCUCUGCCGCGCCCGCCACGGGGCCUGGGGGCGGGCGGCCCGAUGGGGCCCGGGCGGCCAGAGUGGCUGCCGGGCCGGCCCGGAAGACGAGGGGCGGGAAGCCCCGGGGCUCCGAGGCCCGCUGCUCCCAGCCCAACCUCAACGGAGGCGGCCCAGAGGGGCCGGAGGGCGGAGACGGCGCAGACCCCUUCAGGGCUGCGAUAGCGGAGUUUGUGGCGAGUGAGCGCGCGCAGCUGGAGUUUCCCGCCUCCCUGAGCUCCCGCGACAGGAUGCGCGUCCACCAGAUCGCCGAGGAGUACGGACUGCGGCACGACAGCACCGGGGAGGGGCGGGGCCGGUACGUCACCGUGAGCAGGAGGGCCACGCCCACCACGCCUGCCACACCGUCUGCCUCCCCCGCCCCGGCCCGGACUGACGGCAAAGCCCCUCUCCGACCCGAGCCCCCCAGCCCUGUGCGGGUGGAGCCCCCCGCCAGGGAGCCGAGCGGCCUGGACCUGAGGGCCGUGCACCUGGAGAGGCUGCAGAGGGAGAGGGCCCGGCAGGAGCGGCAGGCCGAGGGGCGGCCGCAGGCCGCGGGCUCGGGGCCGCGCAAGCUCCCGGAAAAGAAAAAGAAAAAAGAUGCGAAAGGACCCUCGGCCCCCGGUCUGCCCGCCACGGAGGACUUCGACGCCCUGGUCUCUGCUGCCGUGAGAGCUGACAACACCUGUGGCUUCGCCAAGUGCUCGGCCAGCGUCAUGACCCUGGGCCAGCUCUGCCCGCACUGUGUCCGCCGCUACUGCCUCGGCCACUGCCUGCCUGAGAUCCACGGCUGCGGGGAGCGGGCUCGCGCCCAGGCCCGGCAGAGAGUCAGCCGGGAGGGGGUCCUGCACGCCGGCAGUGGGACCAAGGACAGGUCCCUGGACCCCACCAAGAGGGCGCAGCUGCAGCGGAAGCUGGACAAGAAGCUGGACGAGCUGACUGGCCAGAGGAGGAGCAAGCGGAAGGGGAAGGAGAAGUGACCCAGGGCCCUGCCCUGCGGCCUCCAGGCCUGGUUCCCCAGCAGACGGGCGGGGGCAGCGGGCCGCCCCCGGGUGCUUCUGCUCCUUGCGGCCGCGCUCGGUGCCCAUGGGAGCCAGCCGGUCCAAGCCAGCCUGCACCGCCUCUGCCGGGGCUCCGUGCCACGUGGGGCCUGUUGGGGGAAGGGUGGGCUUCAGGGCCGGGAGA
This is a messenger RNA of Phyllostomus hastatus (greater spear-nosed bat), 3414 nucleotides long. RefSeq names its product immunoglobulin mu DNA binding protein 2 (gene IGHMBP2). Gene Ontology annotation, molecular function: RNA binding; DNA binding; ATP hydrolysis activity. Lineage: Eukaryota; Metazoa; Chordata; Mammalia; Chiroptera; Phyllostomidae. The record is from RefSeq and is a predicted model, not a curated record. Bases 21 to 3209 code for a protein of 1062 amino acids. The transcript is spliced from 16 exons.